Messenger RNA from Pipistrellus kuhlii (Kuhl's pipistrelle), 4019 nucleotides. It is a transcript of the gene ZKSCAN5, whose product is annotated as zinc finger with KRAB and SCAN domains 5. Gene Ontology annotation, molecular function: DNA-binding transcription factor activity, RNA polymerase II-specific; RNA polymerase II cis-regulatory region sequence-specific DNA binding. The record is from RefSeq and is a predicted model, not a curated record. Gene Ontology annotation, biological process: regulation of transcription by RNA polymerase II. The transcript is spliced from 6 exons. The coding region runs from base 856 to 3342 and encodes 828 amino acids. NCBI's taxonomy places the organism in Eukaryota, Metazoa, Chordata, Mammalia, Chiroptera, Vespertilionidae.
AGGACCUCCGGGUUUCCUAGAGAGGACUCGGAAGUACUCUCGGGGGCUGGUUUUGCGGCGCCAGCCCGUUGGACAGGGAAAGCUUGGACUUGCUUACUUCCGGCGAGGAAGUGUGGAGAAGAGUCGCCUUUGGUUUUCUCACCGUCUGUGGAAAGAAACCCAUCUCUCCAGCCUGGAUUGCAGGAGCUCGGUCGUCCAGGAGAGCUCCCCGAGGCUGGAGGCUGGAGGAAAGGGAAUGGGCGUUGCAACCAGACGGGGGCCCAUUCUAACCUUGACCGGGCCGGUCUCCCGGGUGUACGGGGUCAGGGUCGAUUCCGAGAAAUCCAGGUCCAAAUCUGCCCUUAUUACCCUGCUUCCCUUCGGGACCCAUGAAGUCUCCCGUUGGUCUGCCAGGUCCUUCUGGCUUGGAAGACAGGACCAGUUUUGAUCAUUGCAGUGUUUUUGAGCCCUGUUCUGACUUAAGUUUGACUUAAAGAUAGAAGGAGCGACUGCGUCUGGACUAGUUAGUAAGUCUUGUCCUAUUAAUAUUCUUCACCAGUUACAUUGUGUGGGUUGGGCCUGAUGUCAGAUUUUUUUUUAUGGCUUUCAUUUACAUUUUUUUGAAUGUUGGAAAGAUGUUUAAUAUUUCAUGGGUGGAGUUACAGCUGACUUGUUCAUAUUUUAAAUGAAUUACUCUGUUGAAUGGUCGUCUUUCGUAUAAAUGAUCUUUGUGUCACCUCUUUGCUAAUAAUAAUUUCCAAUAUAUCAGUAGGUUGCACAAUAAUGAACGUGCCCUCCAGAAGACCCUAAAGAGCAGAGAACGUAUUUGAUCAGUGUAAAACAGCUGAAGUGGAGAGACAUCCUUCCGGGUUUGGAAUGAUAAUGACAGAAUCUGGGGAAGUCGUAGACUUGGACUCCCCAGCUGAGACUUCACAACAGCAAGAAGACCUUCUGAUAGUGAAGGUGGAAGAAGAAGACUGCACCUGGAUGCGGGAGUACAGUCCGCCCGUGUUUGAGACUUUUUACCAGCGCUUCAAGCACUUCCAGUACCAUGAGGCAUCAGGCCCGCGGGAGGCCCUCAGCCAGCUCCGGGUGCUCUGCUGUGAGUGGCUGAGGCCCGAGCUGCACACCAAGGAGCAGAUCCUGGAGCUGCUGGUGCUGGAGCAGUUCCUGACCAUCCUUCCUGAAGAGUUCCAGCCCUGGGUGAGAGACCAUCACCCGGAAAAUGGAGAAGAGGCUGUGGCUGUGGUAGAAAAUUUACAGAGGGAACUAGAGGAACGCAGACAACAGAUUGUGGCAGGUCCGGAAGUCCUUUCUCAGAAGGCGGUGUCAUCAGGAGCCAUGCAGGAGUCCUUCUGUCACCAGCUUCUGUCUCUGGACCCCCAGCCUGAACAAGAGCCACAGAAGCCUCAUCUGGAGGAAAAUGCCCUUCCUGCUCUCCAAGUUUCUUCCCUUCCCCUGAAGGACAGCCAGGAGCUGACAGCCUCACUUCUCUCAGCUGGGUCCCAGAAGGUGGUGAAAGUGGAAGACGUGGCUGAUGUGGCUGUUUCCUUUAUCCUGGAGGAAUGGGAACAUUUGGACCAAGCCCAGAAGUCUCUCUAUAGGGAUGACAGGAAGGAGAAUUAUGAGAGUAUUACCUCCAUGGAUUGCAAGUCAAAGAAUGACAAUAUGGAACUCAUAGUAAAGCAGAUUUCUGAUGAAGCCAAAUCACACUGGGUGACAUCAGGAAACACUGAAAGUGUUGCCCAAGGUCAAGAAUUUGGAGACGUUAAUGACCUUCGCAGCAUGGUAGAAGGGUGGCAGGUAAACCCCGGUGUGGGGAAGUCAAGGCAGAACCCUUCUCAGAAGAGAGAUCUUGGUGCCAUCACAGACGUUAACUGUAAACAAAACACAAAUGCUGAGAGAGGUCACAAGUGUAACGACUGUGGUAAAUUUUUCCUUCAAGCCUCAAACUUCAUUCAACAUCGGCGAAUCCACACUGGAGAAAAGCCAUUUAAGUGUGGUGAAUGUGGGAAAAGCUAUAAUCAGCGUGUGCACCUUACUCAGCAUCAGCGAGUCCACACUGGCGAGAAGCCCUAUAAAUGUCAGGUGUGCGGAAAAGCCUUUCGCGUGAGUUCCCACCUUGUCCAGCAUCACAGUGUGCACAGCGGAGAGAAGCCCUAUGGAUGUACCCAAUGUGGGAAAAACUUUGGUCGGCACUCUCAUCUGAUUGAGCACCUGAAGCGCCACUUCAGAGAGAAGUCCCAAAGAUGCAAUGACAAAAGGAGUAAGAAUACAAAAUUGAAUGUUAAGAAGAAAAUUUUAGAAUUUUCAGAAGCAGACAUGGAACUAUCUGGAAGAAUCCAAAAAAAUGUUUCUCAAGUUCAAGAUUUUGGAGAAGGCAAGUUGGAUAGAAAGCAGGGAAUUCCCAUGAAAGAGAUAGUGGGACAACACUCUUCAAAGAGGAUAAAUUUCAAUCAAGUCACAUAUGUCCACAAAAAAUCCACCGCAGAAGAGAGACCACAUAAAUGUAAUGAAUGUGGAAAAAGCUUUAUUCAGAGUGCCCAUCUUAUCCAACAUCAGCGAAUACACACUGGAGAGAAACCAUUUAGGUGUGAUGAGUGUGGGAAAAGCUAUAAUCAACGUGUGCACCUAACUCAGCAUCAGAGAGUCCACACUGGCGAAAAACCCUAUACCUGUCACUUAUGUGGGAAAGCAUUUAGAGUAAGGUCCCAUCUUGUUCAGCAUCAGAGUGUGCACAGUGGGGAGAGGCCCUUUAAAUGUAACGAGUGUGGGAAAGGUUUUGGGAGGCGUUCACACCUUGCCGGGCACCUAAGACUUCAUUCUAGAGAGAAAACCCAUCAGUGUCAUGAAUGUGGGGAAAUCUUUUUCCAGUAUGUUAGCCUCAUCGAACAUCAGGUGCUCCACAUGGGUCAGAAAAAAGAAAAAAAUGACAUUUAUGAGGAAGCAUAUAGUUGGAACUUAACAGUGAUGGAAGAUAAAAAGAUUGAGUUACAAGAGCAGCCUUAUAAAUGUGAUAUAUGUAGCAAAGCCUUUAAUUAUAGUCCUGACCUUAUUCAGCAUUACAGAACUCAUACUGCAGAGAAAACCUGUAAAUCUGAUCUAUGUAGAGAAAAUGGUGGCCAGUGUUCUCACAUAAAACAACGUCAAAAAACCUAUUCCAACGUGAAAUCCUAUCAAUGUAACGAAUGUGGCAGAGGCUUCACUCUGAAGUCACAUCUUAAUCAACAUCAGAGAAUCCAUUCUGGUGAGAAACCCUUUCAAUGUAAAGAAUGUGGAGUGAGUUUCACAUGGAGUUGUAGCCUCUUCAAACAUCUGAGAAGUCAUGAGAGGACAGAUUCCAUAAAUACCUUAAGUGUAUAGAUGUUUCUGUUAUAGCACCGCUCUUACUCAAUUUAGACAGGCUUUCCUGAAGAGAAAUCGUACUCCUAUGAUGAAUGUAGUAGCAACUUCAGCUUAACCAUAAAACCUCCAGAUACAUAACUGAAAUCAUUCAGUUAGAAUUUAGGAACAGUGGAGAACAAGAAAUAGAUAAUUUGUUUGCUUUCCCAAGGAGAAAUGCUUUUAUUAGCAUCUUCAUGCUUGAGAAUGUAGACAAAAGAGAACCCAUGGUGCCCGAAUGGCAUUGCUCAGUGGUUGAGUGUCAAUCUAUGAACCAAGAGGUCAUGGUUCAAUUCCUGGUCAGGGUAGUAAAAAGAGAGAGAGAGAGAGAAAGAGAGAGAGAAAGAGAGAGAGAAAGAGAGAGAGGGAGAGAACCCAUGGAUUUUAUGAGUGAAGGAAAACCUUCAAGUAGCACUUAUUCUUCAUUUGAAUGUCAGAGCAUUGACACUGGGAAAGCCUCAUGGAUACAGUAGAAAUAAGCUUUGUUUGUAAUUUCUGCCUUGACGGCUUAUCUAUUCGGGGAAGAGCACAGGUAAAGAAAGAGAACUCCAGCAUGAUACUUGUUUUGGUACCUCAGCAAUGAACCUCCCCUAGAAAUGAUUGUCCUGGCCAAUGGAAGGCACCAGUCAUUGUUCCCAUCGUAAGUAUUAGACCCUUUG